Messenger RNA from Suricata suricatta (meerkat), 3411 nucleotides. It is a transcript of the gene CBFA2T3, whose product is annotated as CBFA2/RUNX1 partner transcriptional co-repressor 3. Gene Ontology annotation, biological process: DNA-templated transcription; negative regulation of DNA-templated transcription. Gene Ontology annotation, molecular function: transcription corepressor activity. The transcript has 14 exons. NCBI's taxonomy places the organism in Eukaryota, Metazoa, Chordata, Mammalia, Carnivora, Herpestidae. The record is from RefSeq and is a predicted model, not a curated record. Bases 95 to 2251 code for a protein of 718 amino acids. Gene Ontology annotation, cellular component: nucleus.
GGUCAGGAAGGGCGCGCUCGUUGGCCCCCGGAGGGCUGCCCGCCUGUCGCCCAGCCCCAGGACCAGGACUGUCUCCAGAGCCACCUCCAGCCCCAUGUCCCUGGCGCCCCCUGUGCUGCAGAGCAGCUGCUCCACGCCCCAGGGUCCCAGGACGAGCGGCCCAGUGGACGGGAAGGACAAGGCAGCAGCGAUGCCCGACUCUCCGGCCGAGGUGAAGACGCAGCCCCGCUCCACGCCCCCCAGCAUGCCGCCCCCGCCGCCUGCCGCGUCCCAGGGGGCUGCUCGGCUCCCGCCCUUCACGCCCCACACAAUGAUGAACGGCAGCCACUCGCCCACGGCCGUCAACGGAGCGCCGUCCACGCCCAGCGGCUUCAGCAAUGGCCCGGCCGCCUCGUGCUCCGCCUCGCUGUCCACGCAGCAGCUGCCCCCGGCCUGCGGUGCGCGGCAGCUCAGCAAGCUCAAGCGCUUCCUCACCGCCCUGCAGCAGUUCGGCAGCGACAUCUCCCUGGAGAUCGGCGAGCGCGUGCGCACGCUGGUGCUGGGGCUCGUGAACUCCACGCUGACCAUCGAGGAGUUCCAUUCCAAGCUCCAGGAGGCCACCAACUUCCCUCUGCGUCCGUUCGUCAUCCCCUUCCUGAAGGCCAACCUCCCCCUGCUGCAGAGGGAGCUCCUGCACUGUGCCCGCCUGGCCAAGCAGACCCCCGCCCAGUACCUGGCCCAGCAUGAGCAGCUCCUGCUGGACGCCAACGCCUCCUCCCCCAUCGACUCCUCGGAGCUCCUUCUGGAAGUCAACGAAAACGGCAAGAGGAGGACACCUGACCGGACCAAAGAGAAUGGGUCAGACCGUGACCCGCUGCCCCCCGACCACAUCAGCAAGCGGCCGUGCACCCUGAGCCCCGCCCAGCGCUACAGCCCCAGCCACGGGCCGCCGCAGCCCACGCCGCCGCCGCACUACCGCCUGGAGGACAUGGCCAUGGCCCACCACUUCCGGGACCCCUACCGCCACCACGAGCCCCGGGAGCUGCGGGAGCGCCAUCGGCAGCUCGCGGUACACGGGUCCCGGCAGGAGGAAGUGAUCGACCACCGCCUCACGGAACGGGAGUGGGCAGAGGAGUGGAAGCACCUCAACAACCUUCUGAACUGCAUCAUGGACAUGGCCGAGAAGACACGGCGGUCCCUGACGGUGCUGCGCCAGUGCCAGGAGGCCGACCGCGAGGAGCUGAGCCGCUGGGCCCGGCGCUACAGCGACUCCGAGGACACCAAGAAGGGCCCCGGGCCUGCCGCCGCCCGGCCCCUCAGCAGCUCCGUGGGCGCAGAGGGCUCGCAGCUAGACGCCCACCGGGAGUUCAUGCCCAGGACCCUCUCUGGCUACAUGCCUGAGGAGAUUUGGAGGAAGGCUGAAGAGGCUGUGAAUGAGGUGAAGCGACAGGCCAUGUCCGAGCUGCAAAAAGCUGUGUCGGACGCCGAGCGGAAGGCCCACGAGCUCAUCAGCACGGAGCGCGCCAAGAUGGAGAGGGCCCUGGCGGAGGCUCGGCGGCAGGCCUCCGAAGACGCCCUGACCGUCAUCAACCAGCAGGAGGACUCCAGCGAGAGCUGCUGGAACUGCGGGCGCAAGGCCAGCGAGACCUGCAGCGGGUGCAACGCGGCGCGCUACUGCGGCUCCUUCUGCCAGCACAAGGACUGGGAGAAGCACCACCACGUGUGCGGCCAGAGCCUGCAGGGCCCCGUGGCCGCCGUGGCCGACCCGGGGCCCGGACAGCCUGACGCCACCUCCGGCCUGGGCCCCUGCCCGGCCGUCGACCCCUCGGCCACCACACCCUCCGGGCCCACCGGCUCCGGCCCCCUGGGAGCCGGACACUGCUGCUGCUGCUUCUCUCCAAAAGAAAAUGGAACCGACACAAACUGCAUCAACGCAACCUCCUCAGCAACCUGGCGGCGCCCCCGCCUUGACCUCGAGCUCCGCAGAGACCUCCCGCUGAGCUUCAGCCAGCAGGGCGCCGUGGCCGUGGCCCGCAAAAGCAAGGACGAGUCUGGGAUCUGGGCUCUCGCUGAGGCCGUGGAAGGCUGCCCUCCCCAAUUCAUACUUUCACUUAAUCACCACCUGUCUCUCCACCAUUCACCCCUAUACACGCCACACAUGGAUCUGUCUUCUCCAAUCGAACCUACACAGCCAGGCCUCAGUCCAUCUGCCCUGGGCACCCCUCUGUCCACCGAACCCAGAGCAGCAUCACCACGUCCCUCAGUGUUCUAAAGCUACAGGGCACUUGGAUCUCCCCGUGACCUUAACUGCCCUAAAGGAACCUGCCUGUGGGCACAGCCGGCCUCCCCCAGCGCCUCAUUGGUCCAGGCCUGCUCCAGGGACAGCUAACGUGCUGCAGGCAGUGUGAGUAGAUUGGACCAACGUCGCAGCAAUAGCUUUGGCCAGUCUGGGCCCGCCUGGCAAGUGUGGUGGCCAUGGGCCAGGAGUGCUCAUUGGGAGGUGGCCCACACACCUGCUCAGGGGCCCUGUGACCAAGGCCACCAGUCAGGGUGAGCACAUUCCCUGGCAAGACCCCAGCAUUGUGGGGCAGGCUGCCCUCUCCUGUCCUUGUCUCUGGGGGUCACCGCCUAGAGGAGGUGUGCUCAGGAGAGGGGAGGCGGGGAGAAAGCACCCAGCGCUCCUGGGGCUCAGGUUCUCCCCAGGUGCCUGUGGCUUGCCUGCCCUCUCCCGCCUUCCAUCCUGGGGGGACAGACCCGGACAGCGGAACUUGGUUGAUUGGGGGGGUGUUCUCUGGACACUAGAGGCUCAACCCCCGCCCCCGGUCCCCAUGCCACAAGGGGCAUUUUCCAACGUGAGACCGGGACCCCACCCGGUGGUCCUGCUGUCAAGGCUGCAGGAGAAAGCAGCACAAGGAGCUGGGCUGGGGGCGCCGUGACCCCUGCACCCCCAGAGAGGGCCAGCGUCUGCGCAGCACCGAUCUGCUCCCACCAGUUCCAGAAAACUCCAUCGUGCAUGCUUUCUAUUCCUUUGGUUCCCGUUCUGCUAGCCCCUGGAGUGCCACCCUGAGGACCCCCGCAGCAGUAAUGCAUCCGGACACAAACUGGAGCUUCUUACAUAUGGGAACAGAGGCGGGGGCGCCUUUGCUGUCCCCCUGGACACACCGGCCUCCACGGGCCGGGGCACGGCCACCCACAGCCUCCUGGGGACUGGACGGAUUUUCCUCUUCUUUUUUAACUCCCCAAAAGGAGUUGGACCAAAUGUUGGUGCAUUUUCCUGUAACGGGUUUUCCUCAGCACCGCGGGGCCCGUGGCAUGCCGUCCCCGCCGCGUGUCCCCUGAUGUGCUUUGUCUGACCUGGGUACUGCAAGACGUCACGACUCAGGUCACGUCCGUUAUCCGUGUCUGCAAUAAAGCAACAUUUGCCAUCACGGG